This is a messenger RNA of Scatophagus argus, 5951 nucleotides long. RefSeq names its product L1 cell adhesion molecule, paralog a (gene l1cama). Gene Ontology annotation, molecular function: cell-cell adhesion mediator activity. NCBI's taxonomy places the organism in Eukaryota, Metazoa, Chordata, Actinopteri, Scatophagidae. Gene Ontology annotation, biological process: cell-cell adhesion; brain development. The transcript is spliced from 29 exons. The coding region runs from base 401 to 4231 and encodes 1276 amino acids. The record is from RefSeq and is a predicted model, not a curated record.
ACUGCAGCAUCAGCAGAGAGGAGAGGGGCACAAUCACUUUCAUAGACAAGAAGAAGAAAAGGCACAAGUAGAUACGGAAGAGAAAAGGAAAGGGACACAAGGAGUCGGCAGAUGAAAGGAGCAUCACUGUGAAGAGAGGAGACCAGCAGGAGGGCGUGGACCUGACCUAAAGAAGAAAAGAAAAAUCGAGAGAGAAAAAACAGAGAGGACAAGAGGGACCAAAGACAUACGAGGCACAGUCAAGGCCUCCUGGAACAAAAAACAUAAACUCACACUUACUCACGAGUGUGUGUGUAUGUGAGUGUGUGUGUGUGUGUGAGAGAGAGAGGUUGCCCUCAUUGUACAUUUGUUUUACUGUACGUGUGUGUGAGCAGGUGGGACUUUGAUGGGACAGUGAGCAAUGCCUCACACACAACGACAGCAGGUUGGCAGUAGGGGGCAGUGCUCCUCACGCCUUCACCUCCCCCUCCUCCUCCUCCUCUCUCUUGCUGCACAGCCCAGCCGAGCAGCCAUACACAUACCCUCCAACUACCACAUAAGUGAUCUCAAAAGGCCUCCAGUGAUCACCACACAGCCAGAGUCUGUCACCGUCUUCAGUGUUGAAGACCUCGUCAUGAGCUGCGAAGCCUCCGGCAACCCUUCACCCAUUUUCCGAUGGACAAAGGAUGGAAAGGAGUUUGACCCAGGCAGUGACCCUGAGCUGAAGGUUUCUGAACAACCUGGUUCAUCUGCAUUCUACACACUCAGUAAUACUAUGGACACCCUAAAGCAGUACCAAGGCAAAUAUGUCUGCUAUGCAUCCAAUGAGCUGGGGACAGCCGUGUCUAACGAGGCCAUACUCCACACUGAUGCUCCCCCUUCCCAGCAGAAAGAAAAAAAAGGCAGCGUGAAGGCUGAAGAGGGAAACAGUAUUGUUCUGAAGUGCAACCCCCCACAGAGCUCUUUGCAGCCUAUCAUUCACUGGAUGGACUGGAGGCUACAUCAUAUCCUGCUAAGUGAACGAGUGGUGGUGGGAAAGGAUGGCAACCUGUAUUUUGCCCAUGUGACACCUGAAGACAGCAGGGAUGACUACACCUGCAAUGUCCAGUACCUGGCAACACGCACCAUUCUGGCUAAGGAACCCAUCACUCUUACUGUCAAUCCCUCUAACUCCGUCCUGCGGAACAGGAGGCCCCACAUGCUGAUACCUACUUCAAGCCACAGCACUUACCAUGCCCUCAGGGGCCAAACCAUUGAGCUCGAGUGCAUCGUCCAAGGCCUUCCAACUCCCAAAGUGUCAUGGGUGAGGAAAGACGGUGAACUGUCUGAAUCCCGAAUCACUAAGGAUAUGUUCGACCGCCGCCUGCGCUUCAGUAAUAUCUCCGAGAGUGACGGGGGCGAGUACCAGUGUAUAGCUGAAAACUCUCAAGGGAAAGCCACACACACUUACACUGUGACUGUGGAAGCGUCUCCCUAUUGGACCAAUGAGCCAGUCAGUCAGUUAUAUGCUCCAGGUGAGACUGUCAAACUAGACUGCCAGGCAGAUGGCAUCCCUACUCCUACCAUCAGAUGGACCAUGAAUGGGAUCCCACUCUCAGGAACCGAUAAGGAACCCAGACGUACUCUAACACCAAGUGGAUCUCUAAUCCUAAAGGAUGUCAACUUUGGAGACACUGCCAUCUACCAGUGCCAGGCCUCCAACAAGCAUGGAGCCAUCCUCACCAACGCCAACGUCUAUGUCAUUGAGCUGCCUCCCCAGAUCCUUACUGAGGAUGGGAAUACAUACACAUUUGUAGAGGGCCAAAAGGCUUUACUGGAGUGUGAAACUUUUGGCUCUCCCAAACCUAAAGUCAUAUGGGAGAGCGACAGCUCCUCCUCCCUUCUGGCAGAUCCCAGAGUUAACCUGCUCACCACUGGGGGGCUUGAGAUCUCUAAUGUCACCCAUGAUGAUGUGGGCAUCUACACCUGCUCUGCACAGAACAGCAACUUGUCUGUCAGUGCCGAUCUAGAAGUGCUCAACAGGACAGUGAUCCUGUCACCCCCACAGGCUCUGAAGGUUCAGCCUGGAAACACAGCAAUCUUCACUUGUCAGUCCCUCGUUGAUCCCAAACUCGGCCCUCCACAGAUUCAGUGGAGAAAGAACGACCAGAAGCUCUUUGAGUCCCACAGUGACGAAAAAUACACAUUUGAAGGACCAGACCUGAUAAUAGCUAAUGUGGGACCAGAUGAUGAGGGCGUGUACACCUGUCAGGUCAUCACUAAGCUGGACAUGGCUGAAUCCAGCAGCACCCUCACUUUAUGUGAUCGUCCAGACCCUCCUGCCCUCCUCCAGAUCACUGAUGCUAAACGUCGUGCCGUUACUCUCGCCUGGGCUCCUGGAGAUGACCACAACAGCCCUGUGCUAGAGUAUGUGGUUGAGUUUGAGGAUCAAGGUUCGAAGGAAAGAGGUUGGGAAGAGCUGAAGAGAGUGGGAGGAAACAAAAAGCGUGCAAACCUCUCUCUCUGGCCAUACAUGUCCUACCGUUUCCGGGUCAUUGCUAUCAAUGAUGUAGGCAAGAGUGACCCCAGCAAGCCAUCUGACAUCCACAACACACCUGCUGAAGCUCCAGACAAUAACCCUGAAGAUGUUAGGAGUGAGUCCACAGAUCCAGACACUCUGGUCAUCACCUGGGAGGAAAUGGACAAACGUAAUUUCAAUGGACCUGACUUCAAGUACCGUGUGCUGUGGAGGCGAGUGGUGGGCAGUGGGCCUAACUGGCACACCAAUUACACAACGGCACCGCCAUUCACAGUCCACGACAUUGGCAACUUUUCUGCCUUUGAGAUUAAAGUUCAGACUGUCAAUGAGAAAGGGGACGGACCCGAGCCAGACCCCAUCAUUGGCUAUUCAGGCGAAGAUGUUCCACUGGAGGCUCCAAUGGAUGUGGGUGUCGUGCUAAUGAACAGCACUACCAUCAGAGUGACCUGGGCAGCAGUAGAGAAAGAGACGGUCAGAGGACACCUGCUGGGAUACAAGAUCUAUUUGACCAGAAAAGGCUCCCAGGGACACCACCGAGCACGGAGGGCCAGGGAGCAAGAGAGCACUGUGGUGGUUGAGACUGGGGCCAACGAGGAGAAGAAGGUGAUCGGUGGUCUCCGACCCUUCUCCCACUACGCCCUGGCCGUCACCGUAUUCAACAGCAAGGGAGAGGGACCCCCAUCUGAGAGCCUGUCCUUCAUGACUGAUGAGGGAGUUCCUGGUCCUCCUAUGUCCCUAAUGCUGGACAGCCCAUCAGAGACCGAAAUGACCCUCCGCUGGACGCCUCCUGACCAGCCCAAUGGAAUCCUCACCGGAUAUCUACUGCAGUACCAACAGAUUGUGGAGAGUGAUGAUAGCCCCAUGCAGGUAGAGGCAAUAGAGGACCCCAUGCUCACUCACCACACCCUGAAGGGAUUGGACCGUCAUAGCCAUUACCGCUUCUACCUGAGGGGCCGCACUGCUGCAGGGGAUGGAGAGCCCAUCAGGAGAGAGGGUGCCACCAUGCUUGAUGGAGUGCCUCCUGCCAACUUCAGCCUGUCCACGGGAGAAAAGUCAGUUAACAUCAGCUGGUUGGCCAAGAAGAGACACAGGAAUGUUAGCUUCCAAGUCCACUACACCAAAAAAAAUGGUGACCGCAAAUCGAAAACAGCAGUGCUGAACUCUUCUCAGUCUUUCUACCAGCUCCAGGGCCUGACCCCAGGCUCUGAUUAUCAUCUAAACUUCACCUACAACAACAGCACCUUCUGGGAGACUAACAUCAAGACAGAGGGAACAGGAGUGACGGAGAUGCAGCCAAGCUUUGCAACACAGGGUUGGUUCAUCGGUGUUGUGAGUGCCAUUGUGUUGCUGCUGCUUAUACUGCUCAUCCUCUGCUUCAUCAAGAGAAGUAAAGGGGGGAAGUAUUCAGUGAAAGAUAAAGAAGAGGGUCCGAUGGACUCAGAAGCGCGGCCUAUGAAGGAUGAGACUUUUGGAGAGUACAGAUCUCUAGAAAGUGACCUUGAGGAGAAGCGCACGGCCAGCCAACCAUCCCUUGGCGAGGACAGCAAACUGUGCAGCGAGGACAACUUGGACUUCAACGGCAGCAGUGCCAUAACCACAGAGCUCAACAUGGAUGAGUCUCUGGCCAGCCAGUUCAGUCGUCCCAGCGUGGGCCCAGACAACUCUCUGCUCCACCCCACCACCGUCUCCCCAGCCAACAAUGGCGUGCCCAACUCUGUCGCCAUCCUUGAUUAACCCCAUCACAUCCAUCGGGGACCAUCAGACCAAAACAUGUCAACACAUAUGUGCCCAUAAGCUCCUGUUCCUUACCGACUUUCAGAUCUGUAGUUUAACGACUAAUACACAAUCAAUAUCUUGACUAUUCAGAUGCACCUGGCAGUCAUCUGAUCGACUGGACUGUUUUGACCAAAGGAGUGUCCAAAGUAUUGGGCAGUGUGAUAAGAAGUUGACUGACCUGAAGAUGUCCUUUGACCCCUCUCUCCCUGCUCUAUCUGUGUGGUUUACAACAUAUCUUAAUGACUAACAUUCAUUUCUCUCCUUUUCUUCUUUAUUGUUUCUCUCCGCAGACAACUCUAUAGAAAGAUCAAAACAGAAUGUUAUACAGGUAGACAUAUCAGAGGGAUUGUAGGUGUGGUCCUAUAGAGAUGCAGAGUAGUACAUUGAAGGAGGAGGAUGAUGAUGAUAAUGGCAGAGCUCAGUGUGAGGAAACAGAUGGCCCACUCUGCUGUAAAAAGUCUUGAAUCUUAGAUAUUUAUCAUGCCUUAUAUUAUUUCACACAUCAUUUUACAUGUCUAUUUUCAUGUCUCAGAUUCUACUUUCCAAUGACAUUUUUUUAAAUUUUUUUUACAAAUGUGUUUGAAUAUGAAACAUCUUUUUCUUAUCUUUUAUUUAUAUCAUCAGUUUUUCAUAUUGUUUUCUACACUAUUUGCUAAAAAACUCAUGACUUCUCUUUACUGACAUAUUUCAUAGAUAAGUGAAGCCAAGUUUCUUACUAUAAAUAACAUUGGAUGCAUAAGGAGAGCUUGCUGUGAAAAUGCUGAGUAGCAUCUGGUGUAUAUAGCUGCAUCUACAUCUACCUAUUUAGCCAUAAUACAGUAUUAUAGAUAUGUACAUGCUCCUUAUAAGUUCCUGUGCCUGCUGGGUCUGCAUAGAGCACCAGACUGAUGUCAUUACUCUCUCGCCUUUCCACCAGAAGUGUAAUGUCAUUAUUGGAAAUGAUAUUGUAAUUUUUUGUGUCGAGACCUACGUGUAGCUUUCUGUAUCUGUCUUUGUCUCUUUCUACACUGUAUUAAAAACACUGUUGUCUCUACUGAACAAUCUUUUCAUACCCGUCCAUCUCAUAUGACACAAACCGUUCAAGGGGCAGUAUUCAUGUAUAUUUACAGAUAGGAGAGUGAAGUCUUGUGGACAAAUACUCUCAAGUUCUAUUUUCAAACCCUCAUCAAUGUAAACUGACAUUGCAGACAGGCGUGACGAUUACCAGUCGGUGUAUAAUAAAGGCACGAAGCUGGCAUUUGUCACAUCAAACACAGAGAAUGUAUUCUUUUUAGAGCUGGACAGAUGUUGUAUUUACAUACUGCUGAUUAAAAUAAUUUGAGCUAGAAGCUACUGGAGAGAUAAGAGUGGUUAUGAGAAGACCUGGAAGGACAGUUUUUCCCCUACAGAAUGUAAAUACCACCAUUACAGAUUGUUUUGAUGAACCCAACAAUGUUUGAUAUAGAAAUGUGAAAAAAAUGUGCAGCUUUGAAACCACUUAAUUUAAAAAUGUUGCAAGUUGUCAUUUUUCUUUUUUGUACUAUUGCUAUGGAUUCAAACUUUCAGUUUUUGACUAAUGAUUGCAGUGAGAUUUGGCUGUUUUAGCAAAAAUAGUUCAUAGUUGAGGAAAAAAAAAAUAAAAAGGAAAAAAAAUCACCAUUGUUCUGUAGAUGUUUGCAAACAUUUCAAAAUUUCAAAC